CUAUAUGAUUCCCAGUUUAUAAUGGAGAGGUUGGUUAUGUGUGCGGGUGUUGUUUGCGGUUGGAAGUAGAUACUGUGCAAACGUAGGAAUAUUCAUGUAAUGUUUGCUUGAUAUAGUAGUAAAGAAUUAAUCAAAAACUGGAGAUACAGUUCAGCAAUACAUUCUCAGUCAUGACUGCGUUAUUUGGUUUUCUUGCGCUGUUUGUGUCUGGCUCUUAUGCCUUGUAUCCUUCAAGUUCUGAAGUUGUUGAAUUAACUCCAGCAAAUUUCGAUCGGCUCGUCAUACAGAGUGAUGCCCUUUGGAUAGUAGAGUUUUAUGCACCAUGGUGUGGUCACUGUCAGCAGUUGGUUCCGGAAUAUACGAAAGCUGCUACAGCAUUGAAGGGUGUUAUAAAAGUUGGAGCUGUAAAUGUUGAUGAACACAAAUCACUUGGUGGACAGUAUGGUGUAAAAGGUUUUCCAACAGUUAAAAUCUUUGGUGGAAAUAAGAAUAAACCAGAGGAGUACAAUGGACCAAGGACAGCACAGGGACUGGUGGAUGCUGGUUUCGAUGCAUUGAGAAGCAAAGUGUCAGCUCAAAUGGCAGGCAAGAAGAGUGGAGGUUCUGGUUCAGAUGGUAAAAAGGGUGAUCCUAAGGAUGUCAUAGAAUUGACUGAUUCAAAUUUUGAUUCGUUAGUUCUAAAUUCAGAAGACAUGUGGUUGGUGGAAUUUUAUGCACCUUGGUGCGGUCAUUGUAAGAACUUAGCUCCUCAUUGGGCUCAAGCAGCCAGUGAACUUAAAGGAAGGGUUAAAGUGGGCGCUGUGGAUGCUACUGUUCAUACUAUCAAGUCUAACCGGUAUGGUGUUCAAGGUUACCCAACCAUCAAGUUCUUUCCCCCUGGAAAGAAGGAUGCCAGUUCCGCUGCUGAGUAUAAUGGUGGACGUACUGGCAGUGAUAUUGUCAAUUGGGCGUUAGAGAAGUUAGCAGAGAAUGUACCUCCUCCAGAAAUCAAACAGGUUAUUGAUGAAGAUACUUUGAAAGAGGCAUGUGAACAGCAUCCGCUCUGUGUCGUGUCUGUUCUGCCUCAUAUACUAGAUUGCCAGGCUAAUUGCCGUAAUGGCUACCUUGACGUUCUCAACAAAAUGGGAGACAAAUACAAGAAGAAGAUGUGGGGAUGGGUAUGGGCUGAAGCUGGUGCACAACCUGAAUUGGAAACAAUGCUGGAGAUUGGAGGGUUUGGCUACCCUGCUAUGGCUGUCAUGAAUACAAAAAAAAUGAAGUACUCCAUACUACGAGGUUCCUUUUCAGAUGAUGGAAUCAAUGAAUUCCUUCGGGAUCUGUCAUUUGGCCGAGGAUCCACAUCUCCAGUUAAAGGUGCAGCACUGCCAAAAAUCAAUCCUACAGAACCGUGGGAUGGUAAGGAUGGAGAGCUGCCACCUGAAGAGGACAUAGAUCUCUCGGACAUUGAUCUAGAUGACGCUGACAAUAAGGAUGAGUUAUAAGUGAUACAUGUUUAAAUGUGUGUGUAAUUGAAUAACAAUAUAUGUGAAGAUCGAUGCAGCAAUAGCUGCUUAGAUUCAACAACCGUGGUCCAGAAAAUGAGUAAGCGCUAAAAGAGAAUGGAGGGAUCAGAAAUGUACAUGAGAUCACAGUUUCAACAGAAUUAAUUGCGACACAAAAGAACAAAUAAUGAAGUGAAUAAGAAUGAUGAGAGAUUUUUCAGUGUGGUGCUGUAGAGGCUGUUCAUUAUUUGAUUGAAUUUAUUGGCCAUAUCAUGCUCCAAUUUAUGUGUUAUACACGUAGAAGUACUCUGGAGAAUUUUUUGUUGUCAGGAAUUAUAUUUUACCUCGAUACCUCUUUAUAACAGGUUAAUUAAUUUUGAAUUGCUAAUCUUCAGUUAAUGUAGUUCAUAAUUGCCUCGUGCAAGUUUUUGCAUUUUUAAACCCAUUUGUUGUCAAUAAAUUACUUAUUCUUCCAUAAACAUCUGAUAUUUAAGGAAGUCUGGAACCUUUUCUUUGCCGAGUGCCAUAUGGUGUCUACUUCAUCUUCAGUCCCAAUCGCACAUUGCUUAGGGUUAAGACAUGCUUCCUGUGCUGAAGGUUUAGGUUCAAGACCAACUGAACACAUGUAGUUUUUCCCACAUGCAGCUAUUCGGUGUUCACGUCAAACUGUAAGCCACUCUGCUUACUUCAUUCUUGCUGUCUUUGGUCAUGUGAGAGUAGUGGAAUCUGACUUGCAGGUGAUUUUUCAUCAGAAAUACAUUUUUUGAUCACUCUUGAGUGAAUGGAGAUGAAGAUGGUCUAUAAGACAUUCACAGCACAUAAGACAACAGUAAGGAAUGUAGUGAGUUUACUUCGAAGUCAUAAUUGCUUCUAGUGUAAUGCUGCUGAAGGGUUGAUGGUGCCUGACUUUCUUAUGCCUGUUAUAAAAUUGUAUUUUGGGUUUAACAGACUUUUUUCCAUCAGAUUUUGUAAUUAUUCAUGAUGAGGGUGAAUUUUAACAUAUGAUUUAAUUUACUAUUUAAAAUUUAAUUUAAAAAAUAAGACAUUUGAUAAAAUUUGGUUUGUGGAAAUUGAUUAAUUGCUGCAGUUCAUAGAAAAUUAAACCUUUGUUAUUUAGAAGUUAAAAUUACAUUACACUUCAGUGUAUUUUCUGGUUGGGUUUAAUAGUUAUUUAAUGUGACCUCUAAAAUAUAUCAUUAAAUGCCUAAUUAUUUCUUCAGAUUUAAUUGGCAUUCCAGUUGUUUAACUUCGUAUAAUUUGUUUACCGUAGCAGGCCACUGGGCUUGUGACAUGGGAAUGCUGCUCCCGAUGGUGGUAUUUUGUGUAAUGUAACACGGUAUGUAACAAGUAAUUGCGAGAACAGUUUGUGGCCAUUAAUGUCACUUACAUGCAGUAUGAACUCAUCAUGUAUGGAUAUUAUUUCAGACAUUAUUCCUCAAUUAAUGUUAUUUCGUUGCAGCUUGACUGUUAUCGUCCAUGUGUUGCAUAUUACCCACAGUGCAGCUGGGCAUGUGUCACAUAGCAAACUGUUAACUCUGCAGUUAGUCUGGCUGGCAGGCUCGUUGCAUGGAGGUUUAAAUCCUCUGUUCCGGUAUGAUAAAGGUCCAGACAUGAAAGAUGCAAUAUCUGAACCUAAUGAAAAUAAUUCUUUAUUGCUGUGAGCUUCAUAAUUAUCUUAUUUUAUUUUCAGAUAUAGUAAUAGGUGUAUUUUACACAUUUUCACCCACACUCUAAAGGUGGAUAACAUGCUAAACAAAUGGAGUGUGUGUGAAAGCAUCACUUGAAUUUAAUAUUAUUAUAAGGACUGCCCGCAAGAAUGUUGUAACUCAUUGUGUGCAAUAAAUGGGAUGAAUAUGCUUCCACA
This is a messenger RNA of Zootermopsis nevadensis, 3345 nucleotides long. It is a transcript of the gene CaBP1, whose product is annotated as Protein disulfide-isomerase A6 homolog CaBP1. Gene Ontology annotation, biological process: response to endoplasmic reticulum stress. Gene Ontology annotation, cellular component: endoplasmic reticulum lumen. The record is from RefSeq and is a predicted model, not a curated record. Lineage: Eukaryota; Metazoa; Arthropoda; Insecta; Blattodea; Termopsidae. Gene Ontology annotation, molecular function: protein disulfide isomerase activity; protein-disulfide reductase activity.